Molecule: messenger RNA, 357 nt
Organism: Caenorhabditis briggsae
Lineage: Eukaryota; Metazoa; Nematoda; Chromadorea; Rhabditida; Rhabditidae
Exons: 1
Coding region: 1-357 (118 amino acids)
Source: RefSeq, a predicted model, not a curated record
AUGGAUGAACCGGACGAUCGCGACAUUCUCAAAGCUCAAUACCACUUGCGAGUGUUUUUCCCUGAUGUUCAAAAAGUGAGACUUCAUCGUGUUCCUCUUCAACCGAAUCUUUCCCUGCAGCACAUCGCAAUGGCGAAUUUGGAAAAUUUGGGAAUAGAAUAUCAACGCGAUCUGGAUCUCGUCGAUGUUUCUACAUGGAAUGUUGAAAAUUGUAUGAUCUGGACAAUAGAUGAUCAAAUGUCGCUUCGUGACUUGAAUCGUUUUUUGAAACUGUGGAUUAAGGGAUCCAAUCCAAAAUUGAAGGAAUUUUUAUUUAUUGGAACACGGAGAUCAUCCCAAACUGGAAUGUCUUGCUGA